GGCUGUGAGAGAACGGCGGCGUGGGAUUGGCUAUGCUGUGAACGCUUCAUGGCGGUCUCUUCUUAGAUCCUGCGUCUUGCAGGCUCCUGAGAGGCUUGAUUGCUUACAAGAAGAAUUCAGAAGCCCAAAAGCAUUGAGGAUGAAUCCUGGAAGAUGUGAGACUCUGGAUGACCUGCCUGACCUCUACACUAUCUUCAGAGGAGAGGUUGUUACAGUGACAGAAUAUGGAGCCUUUAUUAAAAUUCCAGGCUGCAAAAAGCAAGGCCUGGUCCAUCGAACCCACAUGUCAUCCUGUCGAGUGGACAAGCCCUCGGAGAUAGUGGAUGUCGGUGACAAAGUGUGGGUGAAGCUUAUCGGCCGGGAGAUGAAAGAUGACAAGGUUAAGCUGUCCCUUUCCAUGAAAGUUGUCAACCAAGGGACUGGAAAAGACCUUGACCCCAACAACAUCAUUACUGACCAAGAAGAAAGGCGGAAGAGGUCCUUCAAGGAUUAUACAGGGCAGAAGAUUAUACUCGAGGCUGUCCUGAACACAACUUGCAAGAAAUGUGGCUGCAAAGGUCAUUUUGCCAAGGACUGUUUCAUGCAACCAGGAGGCACCAAAUACAGCCUAGUACCUGAAGAGGAGGAAGAAGAAACGGCAGAAACUGAGGGAGGGGAGAAAUCUGUACAAAUGGAAAAUACUUCCCGGAAAAGAAAGAAGGAAAAGAAAAAGAAAAAGAAACACAAGAGCAGGAGGGCGUCCUCAUCCAGUAGCUCAGACUCUGACAGCGAGGGUCCAUCGGCCAGCAAGAAGUCGAGACACAUGACAAAGGACAGCAAGAGGAAGAAAAAAAAGCACAGGAAGAAGAGCCAGGAGUAAAGGGUGGACUCCUUGCCCUCCAAGGGAGCCUUCUUCAGCAGUACCCUGACUAAACUUUGGCUAAUGUGCCCUCCCCCACCCUACCACUGAGGGCUGUAUCCUCUACAAACUAGUCUUGCUUGCUACGGGGAUGUCAGGACAGCUUCCUGACCCAGCAAGCCUUGUUAACCCCUGAAGCUAACAUUUUUCUUUUGUCCAAUUCCUCUGGCCUAGCCUCAAGAUUUGAGGGCUAGCUGUAGACUCCUGGCCAUGGACACUGCUGCAGGGAGAGAUGUGCUUUUUAACCCAUGGUUAGAGCACAGGUAGCCACCUCCAGCUGAGCCAGUCAGCUCUUCUGCCUCCAAACCAGAGCCAGAGGGCUUCUUCUUGAUACCAGGCAGACAAGUCCCCUUUUGUGCUCAUAUUCCCUCAACAGCAGCAGGUCACACAGUACCAGCUUAGCCAGAUUCUGGGAAGAAACUGCAAGGAUUCAGAACUUGUGGUCUCAUCCCCUUAGGUGAUUAAACAUACAGGGCUAUAGUUCAGCACUCACUGAUGGUGGGGUGAGUGGCCGAGAGUCAUGACUUCUUAAUUUCCUCUCUCCAUUGGCAGCACUGGAAUCUUUAGCUUGGCGAUUUAACAUCUCCUGGACUGGGUAUCAUGCCCCCACCUCCCACUUCUUUACAAUAUCUGCUUAUAGGGAGGCUGAAGCUGAUUGAUCAUGUGAUCUCUGAAAUUUCUGAGCUGCAGAAGGUCCCAGCCAGUCGGGUAUUCACAAUGUCAGGUACCAAUGUGGGGAGCCCCAUGGUCACCAGGCUGCCUAAGGAAGUGAGCCCAACCAAGUUGGAAAUGAGCUCCUGUGUUUAUCAAUAGUUGGAUUGGGCCCACCAGUGGCUGCUGCAUUCCCAGUUUAGGCAAGAUCUCCCAAACAAAACAAAACCUUAAAAAACAAUUUUUGAAGGUAAAGAGUUUUCUAAAAAGCUAGGUAAUUUACAGGGUCUGCCCUGCCAGAUGUUGGUCCUUCCAUGAAGAUUUCUUCAGGGAGUUUUAGCAGGUCCCUGUCCCACAACCAACUUUCAUAGGAUUCCCCAACAAGUUUCCCCUUUAAUUAUCAAACAGCUUCCAUUCUCUGGAGGUGUGUGGUAGGUGUGCAGAGGAAAGAUGCCAGUAGUGAGUCUUGCCAGUGCACACAAAAGCCAAAAUCAAAACUCUUAAAUAGAGUCUGCACCCCCUGCCCCCCCAACCAUGUAAGCAUUGCCCAGGGAAGGUGGCUGAGAUCAGAGCCUUCUGUUAACACAUCCCUAUGAAGUCUGAGCCCUCAAGGCAGAGGCCACAGUCAUUGUUCAUGUCUCUCCACCCACCAGUGAAAUAGAAGGCGAAUAAAGCCAGGUCCAGCCAUGAGCAUCCUGCACUAAGGAUGAAGGAUCUGAUACAAGGCUUGGAGCUAAGCCUGCUAUCCUGGCAUAAGCCAGUCUGAAAAGCCUCAAGGGGAUACAGUUCCUGCCUGGACCAGUGGAUGAACAUUUGAUAAUGAGCAGAUUCCAGUUCAAUGUACAGAAAAGCUUCUGAGCACCAUCCCAGAAUACAGUGGACUGCUCGGGCAGGUCUGUCUCCAGACAUUGUCCCUUGUUGGGGGUGCAGAGGAACUUCCCAGUGUGGAAGCCCCUUUCAUCUAAGACUCUGUGAUGAGGUAAAGAAAGGGUAAGCAGUGAAGGAAAGGAAAGGGCUAUAGAUAGGGAAAAAACAGAAGAAUGCUUUCUCCUUGGGCCUGUCUCUUAGUGGUCUUGCUUCAGCUGCAUCGGGCUUGGAAUCUUGUCUUCAGACCAACUUGGCCAAAGUCUGACUCGGGCCGCAAGAGCCUCUCUGGUCAUGACAGGCCUUGCUCAUGGAACCCUCCCCAUUCCCCCAACCCCCACAACAAAGGCAGUAAAGCAGCUGCUGUAUCUGAA
Molecule: messenger RNA, 2787 nt
Organism: Antechinus flavipes (yellow-footed antechinus)
Lineage: Eukaryota; Metazoa; Chordata; Mammalia; Dasyuromorphia; Dasyuridae
Gene: ZCCHC17
Product: zinc finger CCHC-type containing 17
Exons: 8
Coding region: 140-859 (239 amino acids)
Biological process (GO): RNA stabilization
Molecular function (GO): zinc ion binding; RNA binding
Source: RefSeq, a predicted model, not a curated record